Molecule: messenger RNA, 871 nt
Organism: Xenopus laevis (African clawed frog)
Lineage: Eukaryota; Metazoa; Chordata; Amphibia; Anura; Pipidae
Exons: 1
Coding region: 65-817 (250 amino acids)
Source: RefSeq, a predicted model, not a curated record
GACAGUUUGUUCGAUCGUCCAUGAAACAUGCAAGGCAAUAUGGUUGUGUUUGAAAGAGCAAGUUAUGCCUGAACCCAACACACAAAUGUGGGAGGGUAUUACAGAGAACUUCUACAGAACCACUCAGUUUCCCAACUGUCUUGGAGCACUAGAUGGGAAACACAUCCGUAUACGCAAGCCCCCAAGAAGUGGAUCAAAGUUUUUUAAUUAUAAAAAAUACUUUUCCAUUGUUUUAUUAGCAUUAGUUGACAGCAAUUAUAAGUUCAUUGCAAUUGAUGUUGGUGCAUAUGGCAGCACAGGUGAUUCCCGUAUUUUUAAAAAUUCUGUUAUGGGCCGCCACAUCACAAGUGGCAGAAUGAAAUUUCCAAAUCCAAAGUGUUUACCUGGAGGUCAAAUUGCAUUACCACAUGUUUUAGUUGCUGAUGAAGCUUUUGCAAGUUCUCAAAAUAUCUUAAAACCAUACCCACAGAGAGGGCUUGAUAUUCGCAAACGGGUAUAUAACUAUAGGCUGAGUAGAGCACGCAGAAUGGUGGAGUGUGCUUUUGGAAUUUUAGCCAAUAAAUGGCGCAUUUUACAUACCUCUAUCCAGCUGGAUGUGAAACAUGUGGAUAUGGUCAUUAAAGCAUGCUGUGUGCUACAUAAUUUUCUAAGAUUAAAAGACAGAUAUUUCAGUUUUGAUGAUAUGUGUCAUAAUUUGACUGAUGUUCAUUGCCAUGCUACUCGCUCUACUAUACAUGCCCUUCAGAUUCGAGAUCAUUUUGCAGAUUUUUUUCUUUCUCCCGAAGGUGAAGUACAUUGGCAAUACCACAAAAUGUAAAAAACAUGUUCCUAAGCUGUACACAUGAGUUACAAUAAUUGUCGUUUUGUUAAC